CGUUCGGCACAUCCAAAAAAACCUCCCCAAAGACGAGAAAAAUGACCACCCAACUUCAGUUUCUUCUAUAAGAAUUUAGUUCCUGAACUUCCGUAGCUUGACCGGCCGAACCAACCCAACCCAAAGGUCCAUGUAAGAGAAACAAUUUCCAAAUACGAGAGAGAGCCGUUUUCCAGUUUCCUUUCUUCUGUUUAGGAUCUUAGAAAUUACCUGCCUUGUUGAAUUGUAAAACUUUUAUCUCUUAUAAAAGAAGAGUGAACAAAGAAGAGAAAACUAUUUUUUCUUGUUAAAGCAUUAGUUUCUCUCUGAUGGGCAACUGCUUGUUUUCUUCCACUAGAGUCGAUUCUACCCAAAGCCCCCAACCAACUUCUGCAUCAGGAGGCUCAAGAAUUUCUAGCAAAACCAGUCGAUCUUCAGCUCCUUCAAGCUUGACUCUUCCAUCUUUCAGUGAUACAAGUAGUAGUAAUGGAUGUCUUCCAACACCAAGGACUGAAGGAGAAAUAUUGGCAUCCCCCAAUUUGAAACCUUUCUCGUUCAAUGAGUUGAAGAAUGCCACCAGAAACUUUCGUCCCGACAGUCUUCUUGGUGAAGGUGGCUUUGGUUAUGUCUUUAAAGGAUGGAUUGAUGAACACACAUUAGCUGCUGCAAGGCCUGGCUCAGGAAUGGUUAUUGCUGUCAAGAAGCUUAAACCCGAAGGAUUUCAAGGCCACAAAGAGUGGCUGACUGAAGUUGAUUAUCUCGGGCAACUUCAUCAUCCAAAUCUGGUUAAGCUAAUCGGAUAUUGUUCAGAGGGUGAGAACCGUCUUUUGGUCUACGAGUUCAUGCCUAAAGGAAGCUUGGAGAACCAUCUUUUUAGAAGAGGGCCGCAGCCACUCUCUUGGGCAGUGAGGCUUAAGGUCGCCAUCGGUGCCGCUAGAGGGCUCUCUUUCCUUCAUGAUUUGAAAUCCCAAGUCAUAUAUCGUGAUUUCAAAGCUUCUAAUAUUCUACUAGAUGCGGAAUUCAAUGCAAAACUUUCUGAUUUCGGAUUGGCCAAGGCAGGGCCUACUGGCGAUAGAACUCAUGUAUCGACUCAGGUUAUGGGAACUCAAGGCUAUGCAGCACCUGAAUAUGUCGCCACAGGUCGAUUGACGGCUAAGAGCGAUGUGUACAGCUUUGGAGUUGUUUUGCUUGAACUACUGUCUGGACGGCGUGCUGUUGAUAAAACAAAAGUUGGCGUGGAGCAGAGUCUAGUAGACUGGGCAAAACCAUAUUUGGGUGACAAAAGAAAAUUAUUCCGAAUCAUGGACACAAAGUUGGGCGGCCAGUACCCCCAGAAAGGUGCUUUUACGGCAGCUACCCUUGCUUUACAGUGCCUAAAUAGUGAAGCUAAACUCAGGCCUCGAAUGUCAGAAGUUUUGGCAGCACUGGAGCAGCUAGAAGCCCCCAAAACUGCAUCCAAACACAGUCAAGCAGAACAGCAUGCUGUUCCACUUCCUGUUCGGAAAUCCCCAAUGCGGCACCAUCGAUCACCUAUGCAUCUAACACCCAGAGCAUCUCCAUUACCAUCUCACAGACAAUCCCCGCGGGUACAUUGAGAUUCCAUCUGUAAAUUUUCUAGAUGUAUUUAUAUCUUUUUGGUUGCUUAGAAAGCAAUUUUUUGAGCGUGUAGUAUUUUUUUUUUGCAGUUUUGCAUAGCACACCUUUUGUUUAGAGUUUGUGGUCACUGUAAUAGCAACCUUCAUCUCUAUGAUGCAUAUUAAUCAUAACCUUCCAUUCUAUGAA
This is a messenger RNA of Gossypium raimondii (Peruvian cotton), 1761 nucleotides long. Its product is annotated as probable serine/threonine-protein kinase PBL3. NCBI's taxonomy places the organism in Eukaryota, Viridiplantae, Streptophyta, Magnoliopsida, Malvales, Malvaceae. The record is from RefSeq and is a predicted model, not a curated record. Gene Ontology annotation, biological process: protein phosphorylation. Gene Ontology annotation, molecular function: protein kinase activity; ATP binding. The transcript has 6 exons. The coding region runs from base 309 to 1574 and encodes 421 amino acids.